Protopolystoma xenopodis is the source of this 435-nucleotide messenger RNA. The record is from the annotation of a GenBank genome assembly. Lineage: Eukaryota; Metazoa; Platyhelminthes; Monogenea; Polystomatidea; Polystomatidae.
AGUGUCACAUUCUUUGCAGUUGUCGUGCGCAUUUUGCAUCAUCAAUCAGACAGUGCCUGCUUCGCCUCACAGCACGUUUGCUGGACGACACGAGCUGGUAUUGCACGAGGGCAGGGCAAUGGUGAUGCAAUUGCGAAAAAGGCGAAAAAGAGGCGGCAGAGUGCAGCAAAACGACUCCUUUUUGCCGACAGCCAAAGCAAGCAGCCUCCGUCCGCCGGUCGAGCUGUGUCUGCAAACGCGGCUACAGCACCGACAACUAUCAACACAAAAAGAGUCUAUCCGUCGGUUGCCGUGGCAACUACGAGUGUCGGUGUCGUCUUCACGGCGGAAAAGGGUGGGUGGGUGUCUGGCGGACGUGAAGACGAGGACGGCCUCAGGACUCCGUUUGUUGUAGACAAGUCAUGUGACCUUGAAUUGGCAAAUUUGUAUGCGUAG